Molecule: messenger RNA, 2603 nt
Organism: Photinus pyralis (common eastern firefly)
Lineage: Eukaryota; Metazoa; Arthropoda; Insecta; Coleoptera; Lampyridae
Product: putative fatty acyl-CoA reductase CG5065
Exons: 6
Coding region: 811-2373 (520 amino acids)
Biological process (GO): long-chain fatty-acyl-CoA metabolic process
Cellular component (GO): peroxisome
Molecular function (GO): alcohol-forming very long-chain fatty acyl-CoA reductase (NADP+) activity
Source: RefSeq, a predicted model, not a curated record
GUGCAAAUGAUUUGGUAAAAUUCAUUUACUGUGAGAACUAACUUCAACAAGUACGUCAAGUUAACAUGAAAUAUAAGACAUUACGGAGCUUAGAGCCAUGAAAAGUGCGAGAAAGUUGUGACAGUCCAGCGGACUUUUAAAGCUUCUAGAAAGAUCCCUACGUCAGAACCGCCGGUAGUCGCAUGACCGUUUCGAUCCCGAUGUCGUCGGUCUCGCUUGGUUCGGCGAAUCUCUCCCCCAAACGAUUCGCCCCGCUUUAUUAUUGAUUUCUUAAUAAAAUUAAUAAAAAUACCGUAAAGAAUGUGGUGCGUGAGUGCGGAUAACGGCGGACGUUAAUCGAACUCUCUUCCGCUUUACUCCUUAUCAAUUAAUUUUUUUUUUAAUCAUGGAUUAGUAGGUGCGCUACCGAUUCGAAACCGUUCCAACCCCCCUUUUGCGACAUUGGAAAAAGAGGUGAGGCCCAAACGAAACGCGAAACCGGAGCUCCAAUGUCAUUACCAUUAAAAAAGCAUUAGCGAUCUUUCGCCUGAUCUUCAACUUUCUACUCGUGCACAAAUUGUCCUUCCUGUGGCGUUAGAAGUCAACGACCGUUUUUUAACACUUGACCGACUUAGGUCGACGCAUCAUCGCCCUACUAACCACUUACGGAGCUCCGUUUACCGCCGUCAGUUGUUUUCUAACGUCCACUUAACUCGGCAAUUAAUAAUAAUCGCGCCCGGCGACGAUGAAGAGAACACGUCCAGAUCUUCCAGUCCGACUCGACUUCCCUUAAAGGGGCCCGCACAAAAAUCCUCUUCCGAAAUUUCCUAAAUGGCCGCCGCGAUGGAGGGCCUAUCGAAGAUGUCGGUCGCCGACUUUUACGUCGGCAAGACCGUUUUCAUAACCGGCGGCACCGGCUUCAUGGGGAAGGUGCUGCUCGAGAAGCUGCUGCGAUCGUGCCCGGGCGUCUCCAGCAUAUACCUACUGAUACGGCCGAGCAAGGGACAGAACGCUCAAGAACGGCUGCAGCAGUUACUGUGUUCACCCCUCUUCGAUAUACUACGCAAGGAGUGCCCGACCGACCUGCAAAAGGUGUCCGCGAUCGAGGGCGACAUCACCCAGCCGGAGCUCGCGAUCGCGCCGUCCGAUCGCGCGAUGCUCUGCCAGUCGGUGAACGUGGUCUUUCACAGCGCGGCGACGGUGAAGUUCGACGAAAAACUGAAACUGUCGGUCGCGAUCAACAUGCUCGGCACGCAAAGGCUCGUGGAGAUGUGCAGGCGGAUGACGAAGCUCGAGGCGCUGAUACACGUCUCGACGGCGUACUGCAAUUGCGAUCGGAGCAAGGUCGAGGAGAAGAUCUACGCGUCGGCGCUGGAGCCCGGUCAGGUGAUAACCGUCGUCGAUUCGCUCGACGAGAAUUUGGUCGAUACGUUAACGCCGAAGUUGGUCGGGAAUCGUCCGAACACCUACACGUUCACGAAGGCGCUCGCCGAGUACUGGCUGAAGGAGAACAAGGGCGAUCUGCCGCUGGUCAUCGUACGGCCGAGCAUCGUGAUUAGUACCAUAAACGGCCCGCUUAAGGGAUGGGUCGACAAUUGGAACGGCCCGACCGGGAUCAUUGCGGCGGCCGGUAAGGGCCUGUUUCGUACAAUGCUCUGCGACGCGAACAAGAAGGCCGAUUUAAUUCCCGUCGACAUGGUGAUUAAUCUCAUGAUUACGGCGGCGUGGAAAAUCGGAACGCAAAAGUCGAAGGAGAUCACGGUGUACAACUGCUGCACGGGUUUACGACGCCCGAUCACGUGGAACCGCUUCAUCAAGCUCUGCUUCGUGUACAUGCGAAAGCAUCCGUUCUCGGAGAUCAAGUGGUAUCCCGACGGGACGGUUACGUCUUCGGUGCUACGAAACAAUGUAUAUAGGAUAUUUUUACAAUGGCUGCCCGCGUAUAUUAUGGACGCAAUGAGGUGGUUAAUUGGCUCGAAGCCCAUUAUGGUACGUAUACAAGACAAAUUGUGCAAGGCGGCGCGAUGUUUGGAGUUCUUCACGACGCAAGAGUGGGAGUUCGACGAUAGCAACGUAAACGCGCUCAGCCGCGUCCUAAACGAGCACGACAAAAAGGAGUUCUGCUUCGACGUCGCUCAAAUCAUGUGGGAGGACUAUUUAGAAAAUUACGUCUUAGGAAUACGAAGAUUUAUUUUCAAAGAGGAGGCGGAGUCGCUACCGAGCGCGCGAAAGCAGGUGUCCAAACUGUAUUGGAUCUAUCGAAUUACGCAAAUUCUAUGCGUAAUGUCGAUAUGGCACUUUUUAACUUUGCGCUAUGCGCCACUGAGGCGAUUAUGGAGCAACGCGUUACGUUUAUUAGUGCACAUAGCGAGAAUGCUAUCGAUUGUCAAGUAAUUUACCAUUACGUUCCUUAUAAUUGAAGUGUGACACCUUUAUUAUCGACACGAUUUUAUUCAAUAUAUAUUUAUCAAGAGCAUACCGUAAAAUUAGAUUAUAUAUUUAAUAGAUAUAAUUGCCGUGGUACUGUGUGCUUCUUACUUUUGUUAUAUCUUCCAUUUUCUAUUUUUAAAGAUUUUAAUUAUUUAUUUGCAAUUUAACUGAGUAUAAUAAAUAGCUCAUUUGAC